Molecule: messenger RNA, 740 nt
Organism: Selaginella moellendorffii
Lineage: Eukaryota; Viridiplantae; Streptophyta; Lycopodiopsida; Selaginellales; Selaginellaceae
Product: early nodulin-like protein 1
Exons: 2
Coding region: 53-658 (201 amino acids)
Cellular component (GO): plasma membrane
Molecular function (GO): electron transfer activity
Source: RefSeq, a predicted model, not a curated record
UUCCAAGAACGAGCGAGAGCUAGGGUAUUCUUUCUUUUGUUCCGAUCGAUCGAUGGCGGCAUUCAAGCUCGCGAUCUUUCCUCUGCUGCUCGCGGCAGCAUUGGCGACGCUUCGAUCCGUGGAGUCGGCCGAGUACGUUGUGGGAGAAUCGGCGGGAUGGAUGAUCCCGUCCGCCGCCGUGAACUACUCGGCCUGGGCGCUCAAGCACAACUAUCAUCCUGGCGACACUCUCUUGUUUAACUACCAGCAGCAAGGCGACAGCGUUCUUGAGGUGAACAGGGCGGAUUUCAUGAACUGCAUCAAGACCAACCCGAUCAACCAUCACAGCGACGGCAAGACGCUCAUCCGCAUCUCUCGCCCGGGUCCCCACUGGUUCAUCUCGGGAGUCCCCGGCCACUGCGAGCAGGGCCAGAAGUUCGGCAUCAUGGCCACGCCCGCCUCGCCAGGCUCGCGAUCCUCGCCAUCCACGCCGCAGGCUCCAUCGCCCACGCCGUCCUCCCCAAGCUCCCACUCUGGACCGUUCGCGCACACCAGAGGCGCCGCCGCCGCUGGAUCCCACGCCCCGGCUCCAUCCCCGACCAGCGCCGCUACUGGAUCUCUCCCCGCGCUGCUAGCUCCAAGCAUUGGCGCUUGCUGGAUCAUCGCCAUGCUCCUAUAGGCUUGCUUGUAGGAAACUCCAUUUUUUCUUGUUCUCUCUUGCGGAUGUUCAGCUAAAGUUAAAAUCUUCCUUUUUGAUGCUA